AUGGAAGAAAAAAGUUUUUUUUGGAACACAGAUUUAAGUAAAAAACUUGUGGAAUUAAGAUUUGAAAAUGAUCUUUUGUUUAGGAAAAAGAAACAACCCUGGGGGGAGUUCCAUAAAAUACUUCUUGAAAAUGGGUUUCCAGAAGAGAUGACUGUGAAACAUGUAAGAAAGAAAUGGUCUUCUACUUAUGAUUCUUACAAAAUUGCUAAGAAAACUAAGAAUACAAGUUGGAAAUACUACAAGUUAUUUGAAAAACUCUAUGGUAAAUCUAAAAUAUUAGAUAAAUAUGAAUCAUGGAGUGAUGAUUUGCGUUUAAAGUUAAUAUGUUCAAUAUCUGAAGCAAAAGACUUAAAGUUUGAUUUCCAAAGAAUGUGGAAAACAGUGGAAAAAGCAAUGCGGAUGUUACCAUUACCUUGUGACUGCUGCAUACAGGACCUUAAAGGCUUGUGGCAUCACAUAAGGACUACAUUUAAUCGCAAGCACAGAUUAAAACUAAAAAAAGGUGCGGUCAAUACCGAAUGGCCUCUUUACGAGGCGAUGCUGGGUUAUUAUGAAAAGUUCGAUCCCGAUUAUCUGUUGAAACUCGAGACGGAAUCCCCUUGCGACUUCGUGUCCAGGCAGAGGAAAUCCAGUAACUAUUUCAACCAAAGUUUCCAUAAGGAUCGGAAGGAAAAUUGUGGCGAAGAGUUUCAAUGGUCCAAAGACAUCACGGAGACAUUCAUACAGAUACGUUUGCAAAACGAUUGGCUGUUCAGAGAAAAGAAGUGGGCUUGGAACGAACUCCUUUCCAUCAUGAUAGACGAGUACGAGUUUCCCAGAACCCUCACUGGCAGGGAGAUAUGCCGGAAGUGGGCGUCAACUUACUCCGUCAAACUCUCGUUUGCAGGGUCCAAAGACAUCACGGAGACAUUCAUACAGAUACGUUUGCAAAACGAUUGGCUGUUCAGAGAAAAGAAGUGGGCUUGGAACGAACUCCUUUCCAUCAUGAUAGACGAGUACGAGUUUCCCAGAACCCUCACUGGCAGGGAGAUAUGCCGGAAGUGGGCGUCAACUUACUCCGAAUACCAAAAGGCCAAGGCGACCAACAACAAAACUUGGGUUUACUACACGCUCUUCGAGUUGUACUUGGGCGAGGGUAGCCUGAAUCCGCUGGUUGAUUGGCAAGAAGAGUGGGUGUUCAACCUGAUCAGUGCGAGAACAGACUUCCGGCACCUCUUCAAGAGUUCCAAAGACCAGGUCGCUGGCUGGAGAGAAGUCGAGAAGAAGCUAAGAAACGUAGGCAUACCUUUGGACCACAGUCUACUGGACAUACCGGAGAUUUGGACACAUUUGUUGAAAACGUUUAAGUGGAAGCAGAAGUUCGCCAACAAAGGCCUGCUGAGCGAGCACUGGCCGUAUUACGAGGCGAUGGCCAACUAUUUCGCGCUGGAGAGCGAGGGGAGCAAAGCGAAUAGAGCCAAGCGGCAGACGGUGGCCGAAAGCGGGGACGACUACGAAGACGAGAUGAGGCUGUUCGAUCUCAAGCGGAUGAUGCACGUGAGGCCCAAGCACGAGUUGGCGGAUUCUAACCUCUGCAGGGCGUGCUCAAAUGACGACGGCUGCGUGAACGUGUUCGAGGGAAGAGACCCCGAGGGCGUGGACCUCGCCCACAAGUUGAGACUCAUCGGCGGUGUGGAGGUCGAGCGAUCCGACAGCUUACCCUCGCAGAUCUGUCUGAACUGCGUCAGAGAUUUGGAGAGCGCGUACAAAUUCCGACGGAAAUGUCAAGAAGUCGAUCGUCAGCUCAGGACCAGCGCGGGUUCGGACGGGAUCAAGGUCGAAAUGGCGACAGACGAGAACACAGCCGCCGCAAGCGAACAGCCCGACGAACCGGACAGGGAUGAAGCAACGGACACGCACUUCGGCUAUCCGAUAACAGUCGAGAAAUCGACCCCGCCGGUGAAACAGGAGAAGCAGGUCGCGCGCAGGAGACGGAUGAAGCCGCGCAAGAGGAAAUACGACUACUGGAAGAUAUGCGAGGUGUGCGGGAAGCACACCAGGAACCUGCCCAGCCACCUGGACGCUCACUCGAUGGGCAAGACCUACUCGUGCGACCUCUGCGACAAGCGGUUCAAGUUCAAAAGCGGCCUCGUGAUACACAAGUCGGUGCACAACCCUACGCCGAAGAAGACCUGCGAAGUGUGCGGGAAGACGUUCCACAUACUCGCCCAGUACAGACGCCACUACGUGUACCACGCGAACGAGAGGAAAUACGGCUGCGAGACUUGCGGGAAGCGAUUCAACACGCUCGAUAUAUUGAGAGUGCACAAGAGGACCCACACGGACGAGCGGCCCUUCACUUGCAACGAGUGUGGCAAGACCUUUAGGACGGCCGGCUGCGUCAGCAGGCACAAGCGCAUCGUCCACAGAACAAUAAAAGCCGAU
Molecule: messenger RNA, 2424 nt
Organism: Iphiclides podalirius (scarce swallowtail)
Lineage: Eukaryota; Metazoa; Arthropoda; Insecta; Lepidoptera; Papilionidae
Source: the annotation of a GenBank genome assembly